This is a messenger RNA of Heterobilharzia americana, 1383 nucleotides long. NCBI's taxonomy places the organism in Eukaryota, Metazoa, Platyhelminthes, Trematoda, Strigeidida, Schistosomatidae. The record is from the annotation of a GenBank genome assembly.
AUGACUUUGUUUCAAGAUUCGGAAAGAACAGAUGAUUCUCAGUGUCGUGAAAAGGAAUUCAGAACUGAGUCACUUUUGUGUCGCCUGAAAUACCAAAAUAAUCUGCCUGAACUUCCAUUCGAUCCCAAAUUUUUAGCAUUUCCACUCGAACCGUCCAGGUUAGAUGAUUAUUACUACAUGUCAGGAGAGGUUCGUUCUGAUAUAACAUAUCAUUAUGCUGUAAUAGCUACCCUUCAUCCGGAUGAUGAACGACUCUUAGAGGAUGAAGCUCCGUCCGUUAACGCUCGGAAAUCUAGACAUCAGAAAUCAGUCUCCUGGCUGAGGAAAACAGAAUAUAUUUCUACUGAGCUUUAUAAUCGCUGGAACAAAUCCGAAAAAGUUGAAUCACGGCUUGGAUAUAAUGUGAAACGACAUCUCAAUGAAGAGAUAGUUUACCGUGAUCGUGAGAGCCAGAUAAAUGCCAUCGAAGAAACCUUUAGAGCUGCUAGGAAACCUAUACACAAACAUUACAGUAAGCCGAACGUUCAUGCUGUAGAGGUUCUACCUGUUCUUCCUGAUUUCACACUAUGGAGGUAUCCAUGCGCUCAAGUUAUUUUCGAUGAUGACCCUUCUCGUAAAAGCAAGACUACUUCUGAGCAGAAGGAGGAAGUGAGUCAAGCGAUGAUUCGUGGUAUGGUGGACGAAUCCGGUGACCAUUUUGUAGCUUUCUUUCUGCCUACUGAACAAACUAAACAAUUACGUCGUUUUGAUACGGAAAAUCAGAUGCCAUUUACAGAAGGUGCUGCUUAUGAAUACGAACUCACGCGCGAGUACAACUGGAAUGUUAAGAACAAAACUAUGGCCAACUAUGAAGAGAAUUAUUUUUUCUGUUUUCGUAAAGAUGGAGUUUACUAUAACGAAUUAGAAACUCGAGUUCGUCUUAGUAAACGGCGUAAAUUAAAUCAAUCUGGAACUAAUGUGGGCACUUUGCAGAAUCCAAAAACUCGUCUAGUUGUUCAUCAUCGGGAUUUCACUGAUGAAGAACUAAAGGCUCAAACAGAUCGAUUAUACAUGCUUGAACAUGACAUUGAGGGUGAUGAAGAAGAUGACGAAGAGAAUCCAGAUGCCGAUGAAAAUGCUGAUGAGGAAGCGAUGGAUGAUAGAGAAUUAAAUAGUCAUCGGAGUAAUUAUAAAGGAAGUGGCAAUGAUGAUGAAGUCAGUGACGAUCAAAAUACUGAGGCUGGUGAAGAAACUGAGAAAGAAGCGGAGGAAGAGGAAGAGGAAGAAGAAGAGGAGGAGGAUGAAAAAAUAGAGGACCAAAAACGCGUUCUUUCAAGAUAUUCAACUCGGCAUAAAACUUAUCAGUCCGAUGAAGACAGUGAACUAAGUGGUCUAAGCGACUAG